Verticillium alfalfae VaMs.102 is the source of this 1227-nucleotide messenger RNA. RefSeq names its product sulfite transporter Ssu2. Gene Ontology annotation, biological process: transmembrane transport; sulfite transmembrane transport. Gene Ontology annotation, molecular function: sulfite transmembrane transporter activity. Gene Ontology annotation, cellular component: plasma membrane. The transcript has 4 exons. The coding region runs from base 1 to 1227 and encodes 408 amino acids. The record is from RefSeq and is a predicted model, not a curated record. Lineage: Eukaryota; Fungi; Ascomycota; Sordariomycetes; Glomerellales; Plectosphaerellaceae.
AUGUCCAGUGCGGCGACAGUAGUCACGGCAGAGACGCCCUGUGCCCUCCAACUUAGGAAUGGUGGCUGCUCAGGCACCCAGCGCAAGGAGGAAGUAGGAUGGCGAAGGAUCAUCCGCAACUUUACCCCAUCAUGGUUUGCAGUCACAAUGGGCACUGGCAUCGUCAGCAUCUUGCUUCGUAACCUGCCCUACAACAUGCCUUGGAUCUCUCACGGCGUUGCUGUUGGCUUCUUCAUCCUUAACAUUGGCUUGUUCUCCGUGUUUACCGUCAUGACCGUCGUCCGCUACGCCUUGUACCCGGAAAUCUGGACUGCUAUGAUGGUACAUCCCGCCCAGUCUCUCUUCCUGGGCUGCUUUCCCAUGGGUUUUGCCACCAUCAUCAACAUGAUGAUUUUUGUCUGUUCUCACUGGGGAGAUUGGCUUGUGUAUCUGGCCUGGGGCUUCUGGUGGUUUGAUGCGCUCAUCUCUGUCACGACCUGUGUAGCCGUCCCCUUCAUCGUCAUGCAUCGACACAAACCCGGUCUUCAAGCCGUCACAGCCGCCUACCUGCUCCCCAUCGUACCAACCGUCGUUGCCGCGGCCACGGGUGGCAUCGUUGCGUCCGCCCUCCCCUCCCGCACUCACGCCGUGACAACGCUUGCCGUCUCAUACAUCCUCUGGGGUCUCGGACAGUGCUUCUCCGCCCUCGUUCUCGCUCUAUACCUUCAUCGCCUUACCGUCCACAGCCUUCCUCCGCGCGAGGCCAUCGUCUCCGUCUUCCUGCCCAUCGGGCCCCUUGGCCAGGGCGGUUUCGGCAUCCUGCAGCUCGGCAACGUCGCCCUGUCGCUCUUCCCAGCCGGCACCGUCGACGUCGACCCGCUGCUGCGCGCAGGCGAGAUUCUCUACGUCCUCGGCAUCUUUCUGGCCCUCUGCAUGUGGGGGUUUGCGCUGGCAUGGCUGUCUUUCGCGCUGCUGAGCCUCGCUGCCCUGCAAAAGUUCCCUUUCAACAUGGGCUGGUGGGGCUUCACGUUCCCCCCUGGGCGUGUUGGCCACCUGCACGGGCAUGCUGGGACGGGAGCUCGACAGCGACGUGUUUCGGGUCCUGACCAUGGUCUUGUCGCUAUCUGUGUGCCUUUUGUGGCUUGUCGUUGCUGUGCGGACGCUGCGGCUGGCGCUCACGGGCGAGAUGUUCCAUGCGCCGUGCUUGAAAGACCUCAGAGAGAAGGGGCAGCAGGGAGGCGGGGAUAG